Molecule: messenger RNA, 1401 nt
Organism: Diabrotica balteata
Lineage: Eukaryota; Metazoa; Arthropoda; Insecta; Coleoptera; Chrysomelidae
Source: the annotation of a GenBank genome assembly
AUGAAGUUCUUUAUUCUGCUAUCGCUAGUUGCUUUUUGCAGCUGUUUACCAGCUCAUCAAAAACAAUAUAAAGAUGUAGAAUCAAAGAACGUGGUUCAAAAGAAUAAUCCUAUUAACAACUUUUGGAAGACGUGGAACCAGCAACAUCAAGGAGAAGAACCAUGGAACAAGUGGGCUGAAUAUGGCGUAGACAAACAACCUGGUAAUUACUGGAGGCAAUAUGUACAGGGCAAAAAUCAAGUUGGCGAUGUUGCUGUACCCUGGAUCUAUCAUUACUGGGAUACCAAGGAUUACGAAAACUUGAGUCCUGUACAACGUGUCCAACUUCUUCUUAAUUAUUUGCAAGUUCACCAACAGUGGAAUCAAUUGAACUCUGAUGUACACAAUGAAGAUUAUUUGCACCAGCUGUUGUACCAACACCUUCCUGAAUAUGUACAAUAUAGCCACGAAGACGUGCUACCCCACUUAGUACAAUACUUUGAACAAAACCCCGUAAAAUAUACCGAUAUGUUGCAACAAGUGGUUCAAUACCCAUGGUCCCACCAACAACUUAUGUACCAUAUAAUGUACCAAUUGUACCAACAUUAUGGCCAAGCUCCGUGGACCCAAGAACAAAUCAGAAACCAUAUUGUAAAGUACCAAGAAGUUUUCCCCCAACCAUUAUCUCAUGAUCAAAUCGAACAAUUGGUAGAAUUUGUGUACCACCUUCAACAAGAACUAAUCCCAAUACACUACCAACAACUAGAACAAGUACAACCCCAGUUAGAGAAUUACUUUGAACAAAACCCAAUGAAAUAUAACGAUAUUUUACAUAAAUCCAUCCAAUCUCCAUGGUCUCAAAGACAGCUAUUGUACCAUGUAAUGUAUGAAUUAUACCAUCAUUAUGGUCAAGCCCCAUGGUCCCAAGAACAAAUCAGAAAGCACAUUGUACAGUACCAAGAUGCUUUCCCUAACCCAUUAUCUCAGGAUCAAAUCGAACAAUUAGUAGAAUUUGUUUAUCAUAUUCAACAGGAAGUGAUGCCAAUGCACUACCAACAACUAGAACAAAUGCAACCAUGGAACCUGAAACAAGUACAUUUAAUAAACAACGGACAAGUCCUACCAUGGAACCAACACAUCGCUCAACCAUUGAACUAUGAAACACUCUAUUCAAAGAACUACCAAAAUGGUUUGCCAUGGACCUACAGACAACCACAACAAGGAUAUGAAGCUGUCCAACCAUGGUCCCAUCAACAAACUGUUUCACAGAUAUACGGAAAUCCAUUAGCUCAACACUAUUAUACUCUUCCCCAACCCGGUGUUUUGGGAGUAAACCAAUGGCAACAAAAUCAACAACCAUGGACCCAAUACUGGAACCGAUACGGACAACAAUACGAACAUCCUCAACAAUGGGUUAUGUGA